Cercopithifilaria johnstoni is the source of this 606-nucleotide messenger RNA. NCBI's taxonomy places the organism in Eukaryota, Metazoa, Nematoda, Chromadorea, Rhabditida, Onchocercidae. The record is from the annotation of a GenBank genome assembly.
AUGUCUGUUUCUGCGGCCUCAACCUCAAAUGCGAAUAGCAGCAGUAAUGAGCCAGUAACAACUAGUGGCAGUGCCCUGGGAACAUCAGAAAAUCCAUCUGCAUCGGAUGAGAAAGCAUCAGUGAUGGACGCGGAGAACAAUCAGAUUGAGGGGUCGCAAAAUGGAGGAGAUUCUUCGGAGCAACACAUUGAUGAUGGGGAUAAUGAUGAUAAUGCUGCUGAUGUUGGUGCUGCUGUGCCGUCAACAAAUGGAUGGGAGUCACCGCGACAGGAAGCAAUUAAUGGAGUAGUACAACCGCGUGUGAUCCCACCGCCAGGUAAGCCUACACGGCAUACAAAUCAAUUGGAAUUCAUGUUGAAGGAAGUUCUGAAACCAGCGAUGCGUCAUAAGCAUGCAUGGCCAUUUAUGAAGCCUGUAGAUGCUGUACGUCUGGGAUUGCCGGAUUAUCACAAGGUGAUCAAGCGUCCAAUGGAUAUGAAUACUAUCGAAAAACGCUUGCGCAAUUGUUACUACUACUCGGCAAAAGAUUGCAUGCAAGUAAGUAGGCCCUUAUUUUUUGAGCUGGAAACGUUGCGUGCGGAGAGAUACUGUUCGGGUCCGAAAUAA